GUGUAUGUGUGUGUGUGUGUGUGUGUGUGUGUUCAGAGGGCAGGACAUCUCAGUGGGAGUGAAUCAGAGAGAAGAUCAUAUAAAAGACACCGGGAGACUGUGGGACCUUAAAUCCUUGUCCUCUCAUCAGCUGCUCUCUUCACUCCCUGUGCUGCUCAGUUGUGUCGAUCUCGUCUCCUCCAUCAUGCUGGUGCGAGCUCUGCUCCAGACCUCGCUGGUCCUCUGGCUGGCUCAGCAAACUCUGCAAGGCGGGGUUAAACCUCAGAGUGUGUCCUGGGGGAGAGUGCUGCCAGCCAGAGGUGUUAAUGUUGGAGUAAAACCUGGAGUUGCAGGGGCCCUCGGCGCUCUGGGGAACCGAUAUGGCAGCAAAGCAAUGAAGACUGGACUUGGACGUUAUCCAGGGGCUCAGCUUGGUGUUGGAGGUUACAGGUCUCUUGGAUUGGGAGGUAGAGCAGGUCUGAAGCCGGGUGGAUAUGGAACCCAGGGAGCAUAUGGUGCCAGCCUGGGCACAGGAAUGGGUCUGGGGACUGGACUUCCAAAUGGACUGGGACUGGGCUACGGUCAGGAUGCAAGACGUGCCUAUGGUGCUGGUCUUGGCAAUCUGCCCGGAUACGGGCAAGGAUCUCUCGCCGGCAUGGGCUAUCAUGGAGCUCGACCAGGACUCGGACUUGGGUAUCCCACUGGACAGAGAGCUGAGGACCAAAUACCUGGUUACACUGGAGGAGCAGGGAACUACCUGGGAGCCAGCCUUGGUGCUGGAGGCUAUGGCGCAGGAUUGGGACAGGGAACGUACCUGGGUGGUGCAGCUGGCAAACUUGGAGCUGCUGCUGCACUUGGACAAGGUGGGUAUCCUCAAGGUGCUGCCGGCAAGUUAAACGGCUACGGAGAGGGAGCGUACCUGGGUGCUGUUGGCAACGGCUAUGGUGGAGGAGAUGCGGCAAAAGCUUUGGCUGCAGGCUACGGGAAUGGAUUCAGCGACGGAUAUGGAGCCGGGCUUGGUUACCCUGCAGAGUUAGCUGAUGUUGCUGAGAACAAAGCAGGGAAGCGUAAAGCCCUCAGUACAGGAGGCUAUGGUGGCCAGGGAGGAUACGGAGCACUCGGUGCAGGACUGGAUUCAACUGCAGGCAAAUAUGGAGGCGCCCCUCAGGUUCCUUAUGGUAAUGCCCCAGUGAUUCCUACUAGACUGGAAGGUGAAGGGGGCUAUCCGUAUGCUGCUCAGCCACUCAGCCUGACUGCUGAAGGUGCUAAAACCUCCAGCAAAUAUGAAGCUGGUGCAGGAUUUGGAAAUCAGCAAACAGGUUAUGGUGCUCAGAUGGGGGCGACUCAGGAUGCUUUGGGAGAGCAGGCUGGAAAAUAUGGCGGCAUGAACGGUCCCCUUGGAAAUGGAUACAAAGGUUAAUUCACAUGACCUGAACCUCCUGAAGUGGAUUGUUUCCAUGAUGUGUUCACUGUAAUGUGUUUUGUGUGUUUCACUCCAUUUUGUCCUGGAUUGUUUUUUUUUGUUGUUAUCAGCUUUGCCUUAUGUUUUC
Molecule: messenger RNA, 1529 nt
Organism: Solea senegalensis (Senegalese sole)
Lineage: Eukaryota; Metazoa; Chordata; Actinopteri; Pleuronectiformes; Soleidae
Product: glycine-rich cell wall structural protein
Exons: 25
Coding region: 5-1399 (464 amino acids)
Source: RefSeq, a predicted model, not a curated record